UCGCCAUUCACUUGAGAUUUGAGAGAAUGAGAGCCAAACAAACACAAGCAAGCUCUGUGAGAACAUUUGAGCUCGUCCCUGUUGUGUUCCAUAAGUCAGCUAAUGGAGUGAAAGUUGAUCCCAGUGCUGGAGACUGUGUUGAAGAAGGUGCGAAGGUAGAGCAGCCAUUUUGGCUUGCUCAGGAGUUAUGUUUGAGGCAAGCUGUAUCAAUAAUUGUUCCAGCUUGUUUCAACCAAAAAACAAGGCGGGAAAUCCAGACUGAUGCUGCAAAUGUGGAUCUGAGAUCUAGGUGUCCAUAUUUGUACAAAUUUGGCUGUAAGAUAGCACCAAUGAUUGGUGAUCGAACAAUUGGAAAGAUGCUCCUGUCUACAUUUCGGAUGAGGUAUAAAGACUUUACCAAGGCACACACCAUGGCUUAUGCAGUGGCUUCCAAAUUCUUGAUGGUUUUAACAAAAGAAGACACUAACUUGUAUGAAGCCGCACAACACUCCAUGGCAACCUUUAAAAAGUGGCGGAUAGGUGGCCUCAGAUUUCAGAGCGCCUCAGUUCUUGGGGGAAGAGGAAACCAAUUGAGUAGGUGCUUUUCCUAA
Pistacia vera is the source of this 590-nucleotide messenger RNA. RefSeq names its product probable DNA replication complex GINS protein PSF3. The transcript has 7 exons. The record is from RefSeq and is a predicted model, not a curated record. Lineage: Eukaryota; Viridiplantae; Streptophyta; Magnoliopsida; Sapindales; Anacardiaceae. Gene Ontology annotation, biological process: mitotic DNA replication initiation. Gene Ontology annotation, cellular component: GINS complex. The coding region runs from base 27 to 590 and encodes 187 amino acids.